AUGGCCCCUCCCUCGCCGCAGCCGCCUCGCCCCUCCGCCGCCGCCGACGGCGGCCCCGCCCCCUCCGCGGCGCCGGUCGACGCGCUCUUCCUACAGAACCUGAUGAGCCGCGUCCAGCUCCGCCCGCCCUUCCUCGACACCAACUCCUUCCUCACCCAGGACCUCGACGACUUCCUCCUCAACGAGUUCGCCGCGCUCUCCGCCGCGGCGGGCGAGUCCGAUGAUGAUGACGACGAAGAAGGGGAGGACGGCGGCCUCUCCGACGGGGAGGUCUCCGGGGAGGCCAGGCGGCGGCGGAUGCUCUCGCGGGAGGAGACCAAGCUGGAGAAGGAGAUCGUCAGGAUGGUGCUCGCCGGCGACGGGGACGCCCUUAAGCCCAACUCGGGCCAGUCCGUUGCCGUCGGCGACCACCACGUGUGCGUCGGCUUCCACGACGAGGCCGGCGGGGAGUACCGCGUCUGGGAGUGGCACGGCCACGUCAUGCUCUUUGACGACGAGGACGGCUACUCCGCCGAGUACAUCUACGGGAACCACUUCGAGCCGCUCGCUGCCGCCACUGCCAGGGCCAAGCAGAAGGAGAAGGAGAAGAGAGAGAAGGACCUCACCUCGGGCCUUCGGGAUUUGAUUGUGGGUAAUGGGGACAGUGCCAAUGGCUUGAAUUUGAAUGGCAAUGGCGGAGGCCCCAGGGUGGUGCGCAGGAACGUAGUAAAUUCCCCUGCAGCAGCGCCUGCAAGGUAA
Messenger RNA from Triticum turgidum subsp. durum (durum wheat), 738 nucleotides. Lineage: Eukaryota; Viridiplantae; Streptophyta; Magnoliopsida; Poales; Poaceae. The record is from the annotation of a GenBank genome assembly.